AUGGCUUCCGCCCUCGGAGCCCAGGUGGCUGCCGUGGCGCCGAUUGGUUCGGAUGGUCGCCACUACAGGAGUUGUUCUUCGCUCAAGGGUAAUAACUCCCGCAAUAAGUCAUGGACUGGAAAAUUAGCAUGGGAAAACAAGACCCUGCAACCAAGACAUACGAAGAAGGUCUUUUGUAUGUCCGUGCAACAAGCAAGCAAAAGUAAAUGUAAAGUUGCUAUUAAACCUCUGGAACUGGAGAAUACAAAGGAGCCACCCCUCAACUUGUACAAACCAAAGGGACCCUACACAGCCUCAAUUGUCUCCGUUGAGAGAAUUGUAGGUCCUAAAGCUCCUGGUGAAACAUGUCACAUUGUCAUUGACCAUGGUGGUAAUGUCCCAUACUGGGAAGGACAAAGUUAUGGUGUCAUUCCUCCAGGAGAGAACCCAAAGAAACCUGGGGCCCCAAAUACCGUCCGACUCUAUUCUAUUGCGUCUACUAGGUAUGGCGAUUCUUUUGAUGGAAGGACUGCUAGUCUUUGUGUGCGCCGUGCUGUUUAUUAUGAUCCUGAAACUGGAAAAGAAGAUCCUUCAAAGAAGGGUAUCUGCAGUAACUUCUUGUGUGACUCAAAACCAGGUGACAAAAUUCAGAUCACAGGCCCCUCAGGCAAAAUAAUGCUUCUGCCUGAGGAUGACCCAAACGCAACUCAUAUCAUGAUUGGAACUGGCACGGGUGUUGCUCCUUUCCGUGGCUACCUACGUCGUAUGUUCAUGGAAGAUGUCCCAUCUUUCAAGUUUGGUGGUCUGGCUUGGCUCUUUCUUGGUGUUGCCAAUACUGACAGCCUGCUCUAUGACGAAGAGUUCACAAACUACCUUCAGCAGUAUCCAGAAAAUUUCAGGUAUGACAAAGCACUAAGCCGGGAGCAGAAAAACAAGAGCGGUGGCAAGAUGUAUGUGCAGGACAGGAUCGAGGAGUACAGUGAUGAAAUCUUCAAGCUUUUGGAUGAUGGUGCACACAUCUACUUCUGUGGUUUGAAGGGGAUGAUGCUAGGGAUUCAGGACACACUCAAGAGAGUAGCUGAGCAAAGAGGUGAGAGUUGGGAUCAGAAGCUGUCACAGCUGAAAAAGAACAAGCAAUGGCACGUCGAGGUUUACUAG
Triticum turgidum subsp. durum (durum wheat) is the source of this 1137-nucleotide messenger RNA. Lineage: Eukaryota; Viridiplantae; Streptophyta; Magnoliopsida; Poales; Poaceae. The record is from the annotation of a GenBank genome assembly.